CGGAGGAUUUAAUUAUGUUCGAAUACGUCAUGCAUUACGUGUAUGAUAUGCGGUGGAUUUAAUUAUUUUAUUACUUAUUACCAUAAAAUGGUGGGCUAAAGGACGAGCAAGUGGUGAGCUAUUAUUUUCGAGGUGGGUUCGGGCAAGUCCAGGCAAAGCUAUUGUGUAUCACACACAAAGAACAAUCAAACAGCUGAGUUAAGUACUCAAGAACAAAAGGAUUGACGUCAAUACCCUCUACUUUAAAAACGCGCUUUCUAAACUUUUCUAUACACUCAGUUGGGAGUACAUUCGAGUAAACUGAUCGCGCAAUCUUUAGCAACCUUUUGAAGUAUUUUCAAACUAUGGAUCGCUUCCAUGAUAUCCCUGUGGAACUCUUUGACUCUUUACCGUUCUGAUCCCCAAGAAAUUACCUCCACUGAUUAUGCUGCUUCUAGUUGGCAACCUGACCCAUUCACCAUGCCACCCACACUUGUUUUAGAUGUGGAUGAAGCCACACGAGCAAUGUACCAGAAGCACUGGCGUCAGAUCCGUACUCGAUUUAGUCGAAGAAACAAAAUUCAAGAUUGGUACAAUUUCAGGGUCGAUACUCUCAACACCGAAGACCUCAUCCGUCAAAUACAACGUAUCUUCCAAGACCAAUCUACCGUAUUCAGACUCAACCUGUCUUUUGGUUUCAUUCUUCGUAACAACGAAACGGGACAACUUCAAUUUUACCAUGCUUCACAUAAUAACAGCAGACUGUUUGAGGAGCCGUUCCUCAUCUCCAACGCUCAGGAUUUGGAAAAAGUCUACGAGCAGUUACAAAACCUGGAUAUUCUAGAAUGGGUACGACAAAAGAGACCGAAUAGUAAAUGGAUCGUCAGCUGGAUUACAAACGUGUGCUUCUAUGUCACCAAACUCCGAGAACACCCCAUCGGCCGUUCUUCAUUGCUACCAUCUUACAUCCUCAACAAUAAAGCCAUCGUUGCCUUGAAUUGCGACGAUCGUACUGGAUUGCCUUAUAUUGACCUACUCUGGUUCUUCCGUUGUCUGGCAGUCCAUAACGGAUGUCAUACCAAGAAUUUGGAGAGGGAUACCAAGCAUUAUCUUGAGAGAUUUUGCCAGACCAAUCCCAUCGAAUUUGCUGGCGUGGAGCUCGAAGAUCUAUCAGUGUUGGAGAAACUGUUUGAAGUGAACAUCGCUGUGUAUUCUUUGGAGCCGACUCGUCCUGAAGGCGAAGUAGCGGACGAAGAACCUGAAGAGAACCAUCAGCCUGAAAUUGCCGCUCGCUUAAUCCGCCGGUCCCACUGUCGUUACCCGAACACGAUGUAUUUGAACCUGUACAGAGACCAUUUUUCUUACAUCAAGAGUUUAGCUAGAUACUCCAAGAGUUACCAGUGCUCUCGAUGUGGCAAGUACUGGAAGCACGCUUGUAUGAUGAACCGCCACGAGCUGACCUGUGAAGCUAAAGUGCGUUACCAGUUUCCUGGGGGUACCUAUAAGACCCCCAAGACCAUCUUUGAUCUGUUGGAAGAUGAAGGCAUCACGAUUCCAGUUCAUCUACGCUUUUUCCCUUACCGCGCCACGUUUGACUUUGAGUGUAUGUUUGAAAAGACCAGGCUACCAGAAGAUACAGGGAAACUCAACUGGGAAGCCAAACAUGUGCCUCUGAGUGUGAGCGUUUGUUCGAAUGUUCCUGGUUUUGACCGUCCUAAAUGCUUUGUGAGUGAAGGAGAUCCAAAACUACUGGUGAGAAAUAUGGUGUACUAUCUGGUAGAAGUCAGUCAAGAAAGUUAUAGGUUGGUGAAAGAACUGUUCGGCGACGUGUUUAAAGCAAUUGAGGAAAAGUUGAGUGCCGUAACACCAGUAGAAGGUGAGCGAGAGGAGCACCAAGAAGAACAAGAAAGUAACGAGGAAGAAGACAGUGAAUACGAGCAGGAGGAUCGAGGGAUUGACGUGAUGAAUAGCGAUGACGAGGAUGAUGAAGAGAUUGAAUCCGAAAAUGAAGAAGACCGAGCGUUUAUCGACGAUAAAAGUGAAAAUGAAGAGCAAGACCUUGGAUUUUACAGAGCUCUGAAUCAAGAACUUGGAGAAACGCAGCAAUAUAGAGAAAUUCCUAAAGAUCAGAAGAAAGAGAAGAAGAGAGAACAUCCCCUGGUCAAGUUGGAGGCUAAGCUGAGAGACUAUUUAAGAGAAUUACCAGUCUUGGGCUUCAACUCCGGGAAAUACGAUUUAAACGCCGCCAAAUAGUUUCUGUUUCCCGUCCUGACGGAGCACGAACAAGUCAAAUUUGCAGUAAAAAGAAAC
This is a messenger RNA of Actinia tenebrosa (Australian red waratah sea anemone), 2289 nucleotides long. RefSeq lists its product as uncharacterized. NCBI's taxonomy places the organism in Eukaryota, Metazoa, Cnidaria, Anthozoa, Actiniaria, Actiniidae. The record is from RefSeq and is a predicted model, not a curated record.